AUGACCAUGGAGCGUACCCUGCCUGCAGAUUGGCGACCAGAUGAUGCUCCUUGGGAAGAACUCCCGCUUUCAACUCUGAGAAAACGGUGUGCAGCGCGCAACAUUUCAGUCCAGGGCAGCCGUUUAGAGAUGAUCAAGCGACUAGAUCAUUAUCAAAAGAACUUCAGUGCUGAAGAAAGAUGGGACUUCUGGCAAAAUCAACCGAGUGUUUUAUUGUAUGUUCUUCGCUAUGUCCUCAACUGCCCUGAGCCUCUCCGCUGGCAAGAGUCCUUUCUCUCCACUGAGAUCGAGGACAUCUACCGCCACAGCUACGCCGUUAGCACCCGGCUUCUUACCAAUUGCAUAGGUCAAAAUCCUCUCUGUGCUCUGUGCUUCAAGGCCGUUGUUCCCACAGAAGGGCAUUCGACCUGUUGCGUCACGUGCGGGAGAACGAUGCACACCGAAUGUGUGGGUGUUGCACAGAAAGCGAGAGCACUGGCCAAGGAAGAGCAAUGCUGGAGAUGCGAGGACGAGACUGAAUGGACUAUUGACAAAUACUGUGAGCCUGGACAGGUUCAGCAUCCUCUAAUUGUCCCUGGCACCAAAGCUGCCCCUCAGACACUACCGGGACCAGGUGGAAAUACCGCUCAGCAGCCAAACGAGCGUGUUACGACCGAAGACUUGAGCUCAUCGCACGGCGAACACUCCGGCAAGCCCUCAAGCCAACAGGCCAACCAUAUUUCUUCCAUCAGCAUGGAUCCUGUCCCUAAUACCGCUCCAGCUCCAACUUCUGCUGCUCCUCCCGAUACCGCUCUAGCUCCGACUUCCGGUACUGCUCUCGUCGGAAAUUCCGCUUCGGCCACCACGAACGCCAACAUCAGCAACAAGGGCUCAGCCAAACUAGUCCAAGAUCGCAACCAUAUGAAAAAGGAAUUAGCUGAGAUGCGGAAGCGUGCCAAGCACGAGCAUCAGAAACUCAACAAGAAGCAUAAAAAGGAGAUCAAAAAUCUCAGAAAGAAGAGCAAGCGAGCGCUCAAGAGGCUGAUGAAGAAAAGCAAGAAGCUUGAGAAGAAAGCAAAAGACUUGCGUGGGGAGAAAGAAGGCUGUGAUGAUGCCUGA
Molecule: messenger RNA, 1098 nt
Organism: Neurospora hispaniola
Lineage: Eukaryota; Fungi; Ascomycota; Sordariomycetes; Sordariales; Sordariaceae
Exons: 2
Coding region: 1-1098 (365 amino acids)
Source: RefSeq, a predicted model, not a curated record